This is a messenger RNA of Galdieria sulphuraria, 2120 nucleotides long. RefSeq lists its product as uncharacterized. The transcript is spliced from 7 exons. NCBI's taxonomy places the organism in Eukaryota, Rhodophyta, Bangiophyceae, Galdieriales, Galdieriaceae. The coding region runs from base 17 to 2071 and encodes 684 amino acids. The record is from RefSeq and is a predicted model, not a curated record.
UUUUUUUGGCGCCCAAAUGAAAUCUUCGAGGAUGGAUUGGCUGGAACAAGAAUUGACUACAGAGAUUGAUAAUCAAAGCACUUUAGAGUGCUUAGAAAAACUUGCUCUGUAUAGUACAAAUAUUCGAAAAGAAUUUACAGUCGUGGAUGAGUGGAAGGUGCUAUCGCCAAAGAUACGCCAUCUUUUGAAAAGCUAUGGAGCUUGCAUAAGAAACAGAUUACAGGACCUUUCAGUCCUUGAAGACUAUCUAUUGGCACCUUUACAUGAUAUUCUUUGGAACCUACAUGAACUUGCAAACGAUUUCUGGAAAAAGGAGGUAAACAUUGGAGUAGUCUGUUGGACGGUUUUAAUAGAAAUAUUAAAAAGUGUGCCUCUGAACAGUCUUCAAGAUUCUUUCCUGGAGAAGUUGUGUGUAACUGUCCUACAACUUGUAAGAGAAACAUUUGAAAAUUGGAGAGCGAUGUCGGAACAUUCGUCCUUAUCAAAAAUGGCUCUCUUCAUAUGCAAGUUAUUUAAGGAGUUGGUGGAUUUGUCACUCGAUAUAUUUCUGCAAAAUAGUAUUCUGCCAUAUCUACUAGAAACCUGGUGUAAAGCAAUGGCGCAUCUCGAUCACAGCAAACUUAAGGAAAGUGGAUUGGAGUGUAUGAUUAGUGUUUCCGAUGAUUUAACGCAAUUAGUUGCUGUGGCUUGUUUUGAAACUCCUAAUCUUGUUGGCAAAGUUUGGCUGGACUCUGUAGAUGAGAUAUAUUCUAAAGAAGAUUCUUCUAAUGUGAUCUGCUCAGUCGUUCUUGUUGCAAGCAUUCUUAAAUAUCAAGUAGCUUCCUUUCCUAAUACAAAAAAGAAACUUGAAAAUUCUCUAUGUAUUCUUUUUCAUCUUUGUUUAUUAUUGAUUCAAAGGCAUUCUGGGAAGUGUAGAAUGUUGAUGAACAAUUAUAUUGAAAGAAAUCAUCUUAUAACAAGUUUGGUGUUGCUCAUGGAAGACGCUUUAAACUCUUCUUGUACCAGUAUCGCUGUGGACUAUUUAUUCUUUCAUCUCACUGGGAACGAUGCCUUUGUUCGGUUGCUAUGUAUGCUUGUAGUCAAACAUGUUAUUCGACGCAAAAAGAUACCAAAUACCAUUUUUAAUGACUUGCAACGGAAAUUGAAUGAGAUAAUGAUCUUUGCGGAACUUUUCGACUGUAAAGCGGUACCUUUGCAUCUGACGCUGCUGAAAAGGGAGUGCUUUGCAAGUAACCUAUUUACGGAAUCUCCAUCAUUAGAAGAAUCUUCCAAAGAAGAAACCAUAAUAGGUUCACCUAUGACGUCUUCCAGGAAUGGGUUGACGACUGAAGACUCAAAUCAGCUGGACUUUUAUGGAAUAGAAGAAUUUAGGAAAAGAGUGACUAGUAGCUAUUCGGAGUAUGAAGCCUAUUACUUGUUGUCUUAUUUGAAUUCACAGAAGUUGUCGCCAACUGAAACUCGUGCUUCUUUGCAACCCAUCAUGGACUGUGGUACAAGGUGGAAUGGGCUACUUGUACUUGUAUGUGAAACGCUUUCCUCGGCUAUUCUUAACUAUCCUGAUUUGACUUUGUAUGAUACACAGUUUAUUUCAUUUAUCAAGUCCACUUUUCGAAAAAUCACCAGUUUGACCCGCAAUGGUGUCAAUCAUCAUUCGGUUCUGUUUGAUGCAUAUUGCUUUUUAGUUUUGAUGCAAUUGGCAGCAACUUUUUGUCGCUUUGCUCCAGAUACUUGUGUGCAACAGUUAGGAAAAGAUCCUUUGCUAGCUGAUUGUCUACGAAACACACUACUCAAAGAAUCCCUCAUGGAAGUUCCUACCCUGGAAAUGGAGAUGUUAAAGGAAACUAUUUUAACCAAAGCCACUGAAUUGAACGGAACCAGGAAGCCAACUGAGAGAGAUAUUGUUAAUCUUGAUCAUUCCGUCAGGAAAGCAUCCACUCGACUUUUACUGAGCUCCAUUUUGGAAUGGACCGAAACCCAAUGGGAACAACCUUUGGAGCAAGUAUGGGUACGAAUUAGACAGUGCUUCGAUGCAUUGCUCUUGAAAGAGUCCAGAAACAAACCAGUGGAGUGAUUGCAAAAGUGCUCGAGAAAAUGUUUACACUCUUAGUGAAGUUUGAACC